This is a messenger RNA of Scleropages formosus (Asian bonytongue), 2828 nucleotides long. RefSeq names its product F-box protein 22 (gene fbxo22). Bases 43 to 1206 code for a protein of 387 amino acids. The transcript has 7 exons. The record is from RefSeq and is a predicted model, not a curated record. NCBI's taxonomy places the organism in Eukaryota, Metazoa, Chordata, Actinopteri, Osteoglossiformes, Osteoglossidae. Gene Ontology annotation, biological process: protein polyubiquitination; positive regulation of proteasomal ubiquitin-dependent protein catabolic process; regulation of skeletal muscle fiber development. Gene Ontology annotation, molecular function: protein binding.
CGAAGGUCAAAGUGCAAUUUCGCCUUAUAGUUUCAGGGAAAGAUGGAGUCUGUAAACAUAGAUUAUUCGAGCACCGCGCCUGGAAGCAGAGCCGGUUAUAUACUCAGCAAUGUUGCCGAAGUGGUGGAGAGGAUUUUGACGUUUGUACCAACCAAGUCACUUCUUCGCAUUGCUUUAGUGUGCCGCCUCUGGAGGAACUGUGCGCGGCGGGUUCUGAGAACGCAGCAGCAGAUAAGCUGGGUUUCUGCCACAGACGCGUCCAGCUGCGAAGGCCACAUCCUCUGCAGGACUCUGGCUGAUGAAGUGGAGAACAUUUACCUGCUGCCCCAGACAGUUCUUUUAAUGGCAGACAGCGACACCAUUUAUGGGGAGAAUUGUUGCUACUCAGCAAAAAAAGCGAAGACAACAUGCAAUUCAGACCUAGCUGUAGACCUUAGGAGACUGUUUCCCAAAGGUUGUGAGAUUCUUGGGAUUGCUACCCCAGGAAUUGUGUUGACACCCAGUGGGUUCCCCUCCAGCCCACCCCAGGAACAUCAGGAAGGACAGGCUGGCUUUGCUGUUAUGAUCCCAAGCAUCGAUGGUGUGACCAUUCGCUCCUUCCAUUUCUGCAAGCGAAGCGUCACCAAAACAGCUCUGGAAGAAGCAGGGUUCAUUGGUGACCCAGAGCUGCGUGUGGUACUCCUAUUUGGGUACCAAGCAUUCAAGCCUGGGGCUGAGCGCUUCCUGCACCAGGUUCUGGAGCCCCUGAUGCACAGCAGUGUGCUCAUUGCUGGUGGACACGUGGAGAGUGUCUUCUCCCACUCCAGGGAAUGCUGUGGACGGAGCUCAUAUGGCGUUGCAGGCUUGACGCUCAGUGGGCCCCGGAUCCAGGGUGCAUCUGUGCUACUGGACCAGGAUGUAAAUACUGAGAAGGCAGCUGAAGCAGCUGUGCAAAGGCUCAAGGCAGCAAAUAUCCCUGAACGCAACACCCUGGGCUUCAUGUUUGCAUGCGUGGGUCGUGGCAGUAGCUACUAUGGUGGCAAGCGCAAUGUGGAAGCAGAUGCCUUUCGCAAGGUCUUCCCCAGCAUCCCACUCUUUGGUUUCUUUGGCAACGGUGAAAUUGGUUGUGACCGCAUUGUGACCGGGAACUACAUGCUGACAGAUGUUGACACGGGUAAUCUACAGCAUGGCUACACCACUGUCAUGGCGCUGGUGCAUUUGGGGUAGCACUGCAAGAGAACAGGACAGACCACUGCCAUUAGGAGAGGAGAACAAUAUAGAGUUUAAUUUACUUUGCAGUGGCUUGGAACGUCGUUAAUUCUUGUGCAGGCAGAAGUUUUGCGUGAGUCUAUUUUUUUUUCUGAGCUGUCCUCUUCAAAAUGGGAACUUGAGCUGCUUCAUUUUCAGAGUUUAGGAUUAGGGAGUCAUUAGCUGAAAGAGAAGCUGCUAACUACUCAACAGUUGCUAAUCUCAUCAUUCUCAGGCUUUUUAGAACCACCUUCAUUCAAUGUUCUGUUUAAACUAUUUUGCCUGUGUCUUGCUCUGUUUCAUUGUUUUAAGUUUGUCAGAGGGGACCAAACUGAAGUAAGUUCUACAGUGUAAUAGUAAAACUCAGGCAGUCUCCUUGUUCACGCUCUCCAUGAUAUAAUUGCACUUACCCACAGGUGUUAGCUGUCAGUUCAUGGUUUAGCUUUGCACAUGUUAUAUUUAAAACAAGAAACAGGAUCCUGUAAGCUUAAAUUGGGAAAUUUAAUUGUGCAAUAAAUGGUCAUCAAUACCAAUAUUCGUUAAUACCAUGCUCAGUUUCUUUCGAAAUAUUUGACAGCGGUCAUACCAUUGAUAGCAUCUCAAUUUGCAGGGGUCUUACAAAUGUGGAAGUUCUGCUUUUGUGUCUGUAAUCUGUAUUUGUUGGUGUGAUCUUUGUACAGAUGUAGCAGGUGCAGUAUUUUGUACUUGGAUACAACCCCAAAACUGGAGUAAACAAGUGAGAAAAUUGAGUAACUGAUAACAUGUUGUUUUGAGCAGAAUAACUUAUGUCCUUUAAGUAAUUUUGCUCAUUUUUUUUAAAUGUGGCCUUUGAUUGUUUUUGUUUUAUCCACUGUGCAACACUUAACAGUUCUAUUGUUUAGUUCCAGUAAAGAGAUUGCCCAAAAUCUCUGGUAUUAGAAGUAUUUUUUUUUUUGAUUGACAGUGUGAGUGUUGUCUUUCAGUGGACAGGAACCAAAUAAUGUGUUUAUCAUGCACAGAGGCAAAUUUGUUCAUUUUAUUGACAUUCAUUUGUUACUAUCUCAAUUUGAUUUUUUUUUACUGUAUUGCUGACUGUCAUCUAGUUCUGCUAUUUUUUUUAUUAGAGUAAUGUUUUAGUCGCAGUUGAAAUGGUAAGUUUCCGGUUCAGUGCCCUGCAAGAGCAUAUUUAUUCAGUUUAAUUUACCCAGAUUUCCUGCAUUGAAAUAAGUUUAUACCUGUUGCUGCCUGUUCUGUGAUGAGUGCCAGGUACUUCUGGUAUGUACACAGUAGCACUUUAAUAUUAGAUUUUCUUCUAGAUUAAUGUGAAUUUUUACUGUAGAGAAACAAGUUUCUGAAGUAGCUGCAGUUAGGGAAGAGACAUUCUGUCGCUUAUUGAUCAUGUUCUUUCUACAUUGUUACAUUUAUAGUUUUGAAAGAGUCUUGACUCUUUAGCUCCAAUAAAGUGUGCAGGAAUAUUUCAUAUCACAUUUUGUGUCAUUUGAUUGUACUUGUUUUUGAAGAAAUGUUUUCAGACAUUGACUGAGGCAAACAUCAGUCUUUUUCAGUGUGUUCAUUCCAGCUUGAUGCUAUCUGCUGCAUUUGUGCAUGUUGUGCCAAGUUCA